Prunus dulcis (almond) is the source of this 2246-nucleotide messenger RNA. RefSeq lists its product as uncharacterized. The record is from RefSeq and is a predicted model, not a curated record. NCBI's taxonomy places the organism in Eukaryota, Viridiplantae, Streptophyta, Magnoliopsida, Rosales, Rosaceae. Bases 83 to 2101 code for a protein of 672 amino acids. The transcript has 19 exons.
AACUAGAGUAACAGGGUUUUUAUUUAUCUUGCUUAUUAGCAAUCUGUGGCGUGUGAGGAGGCAUAAUCACAGAAAGAAUCAGAUGGAGAAUGAGUCGUCGGCUGGCGGAGGAGCUCCUUUUGAUCAGUUUAACUUCACUUUUGACGACGACGACGACGAUGAUGAUCACUUUGUCACCAAUCACAACAUGCAAAUGCCUUCAAACCAGAAGAAUAAGGCUGCGGAACAUGUUGAUCUAGGAUCAUCAAGUAGUGGAAGCUCUCAGCCUAUGAAUCGAGCAAGGUCGAGGGAGAGCGUAACGGUGUCAGCCUUCACUCCUUUUAGCGGACUAUCAGAUCCUCUCCAUGAGCAACGUGCAAACUUGGCAUCAAUGGGGGCUUCAUCUUCAACUCCAUUAGUUGAGACGCCGCAAAGCCACCGUCACAUAACAAUUGAAGAACUCAGUCACGCAUUGCAAAGUAAUGAGUCUCAACCAAAUCCGGAAAAGUCAGGCCCUUCAGUUUCUAACUUUCCGUCACCGGAAGUGGCCUUUAAUCCUGAACUUGAAGGAGCAUCACAACCGCAUCAUCCAAGAAUGGAUAAUCUCGAGCCCGGAUCAUCAGUUGGAAAUAACUGGUUCAGUCUAAAUCAAGCAAAUUCCACCCAAAUUUUCAUGCCGGGAGCUAUAGGGUUUCCAAGCUACCAGUACUCUAACCCUCCACUUAUGUUUGCUCAAAACGACAGGGAAACAGUACCGUUUUACUUCAAUUUGCCCAUGCCAAUACAGCCACAUCGUCCAAGACCGAUGCAUAUGGGAGUAACUAUCCGUGAUGGUGUGGUGGAGCCUCACCAUCCAGAACCAGAACCAAAUGUAGCAAUUCAGUCACAUCCCCAAAUGGAGCAAGUGCCUCUGUCUCUAACUUUGGGUCACAGUCAAUAUGGCAUAAACACAAUGAUGGCCGAGCUAGGAGUUGCAGAUCAAAGGCCAUCCCAGAGCAACCAGCAGCAAGCCACUUUGUACCCCCAGCAACUCAAUGAUCCUCCAAGGCCUUGGACCCCAUCAGGGUUCUGGACCCAAAAUAAUCAAGUUAUGCCAGCUAAUGGAGCGUGUAACCAACAAUGGACCAACUGCAUACCCCAUGGAGCUGUACAGACAGGGCCCCAAGGACCACAGCAAUUACUGAACCAGCCACAACAGCUGAACCAAGUGCAGCCACCAAAUACUUUUGGUUCACAACAAUGUCAUCACCCUAGGCGACCUGCAGGGCUUUCUGCACCUCUUUGGUCUCCUAAGCAUACCAAGAGAGAGAAUGUCCUGACUCCUUGGAUCCUGGAGUCUUCGUUUGCUGCAAGGGUCCAAUCUUUGCCUGAAACACAAGAUAAUCACACCCAGGCGGUGCCACCACACCAUUCUAAUUCUAUAAAACCUGAUCCUUUCAUGCAGUCUGGGCUGGGGCAAGUAUCAGAUCAUCAGGAACAACCUAACCAAGAUUCAAGGGCAUCUAAUGUAGCUUAUCCACAGCAACACGACUCCAUAGUUAGUGGACCUAUCAUCGCAUCUGGGCCUCAGGGAAUGGGUGGUCAACAGAAAAACCCUGACCAUGUGCAGAUGAUACCUGAUGUUGUGGCUGAUAUAAAGUCAAGGCCUUCUGUGCUAUCUAACAUAGCUGAUCCUCAGAAUCACAGCUCUGGGCUCUCAAGAGCUCCUAUGCCUUUUAGGCUUGCUCCUGUCCAACUUGAUGACAUACUGAAUCAAUCUACUAUUCCAAGUGAUAGCAGUUCUCAGAGGAGUGUUCAAUUCCGAAACUCCCCAACUGAACAAGGGACAGCAGAACAACAAGACUACGUUGUCAAACGACGCGGCAAACAACUUCAAUUAGGAGAGUCAUCGUCGCUGGCCAAACGCUCCAAGAGGAAUUCAGCAGCUUCUAGUCGUACAGAAGUCAACAGGAGUACUUUUGAAUCUCAAGAAAAAGAAAUGGAUAUGUUGUCUAACCUUUUCUCUCCUUCUAAUGCAAGGGAAAUAAAAAAUAGUCUUUAUGACCCAGCGUUUGAGGCAAUCGGCCUGCCUAUUGACCCCCAUCUUCGAAUGUUUCAAGCAAGCAAGCAAUUCCUCCAAUGAAGAGAUAGUGGGUUUUGGUCACCUUUAACUUGUCUGGCAAGGGUUAACACUUGCUAUAAUAUAUCUUACUGUAUUAAGGUCAACUAAUAAAUAGACAGUGUAACUCUGACAUUAUAGUCCAUCAUAACUAUAAGGGCACAUUCCU